Lepisosteus oculatus (spotted gar) is the source of this 7975-nucleotide messenger RNA. Lineage: Eukaryota; Metazoa; Chordata; Actinopteri; Semionotiformes; Lepisosteidae. The record is from RefSeq and is a predicted model, not a curated record.
CUUGUUGGUGGGAGAGAGCUUCAGCUCUGCCCAGCUCGGCUCGGAGAGAAAUACAAUUUCAGUCCAGAAAGGAGAGCGGCGCAAAAGAGCUCUUUCCACUCACACGCACAUCACUCUUGCUUACCCUGAGAAAUUACAAUAUUCAUCACCAGGCGAACAGCCCUCUGUAUUCUCUCUUUCACUAGCAAAGAAGCUCAAUUUCCUCUCAUCUGCUGAGGUCCCAGGAUUCUCGAGCUGUGCCCAGCUGACAGGCUUUUGAAGAUGGCACAAUAACAGUCCAGUGAUGCCUGACCAUGACAGCACAGCCCUCUUAAGCAGACAAACCAAGAGAAGAAGAGUUGACAUUGGAGUGAAAAGGACUGUAGGGACAGCAUCUGUGGUUUUCGCUAAAGCAAGAGCAACCUUAUUCAGUGCCAUGAAUCCCCACGGUUCCGAGCAGGACGUUGAAUGUUCAGUGGUGCAGCAUGCAGAUGGGGAGAAGUCAAACGUGCUCCGCAAGCUGCUGAAGAGGGCAAACUCGUACGAAGAUGCCAUGAUCCCUUUUCCUGGAGCCACCAUCAUUUCCCAGCUGUUGAAAAAUAACAUGACCAAAAAUGGUGGCACAGAGCCCAGCUUUCAAGGCAGUGGGCUCUCUAGCACAGGCUCAGAGAUUCAUCAGGAGGACGCCUGCAGUAACUCUUCAAGAGAGAGCCCCCAAGAGUGUCUCUCCCCAUUCAGCAGGCCAAGCAUGAGCCAGUUUGAUAUCGAGCGGCUUAAUGACGAGCACCUGAGAGCCAAACGAGCCCGCGUGGAGAAUAUAAUCCGCGGGAUGAGCCACUCUCCCAGUGUCACUUUGCGGGCUGGGGAGAAUGAUAGAGAGGGGGCACCACAGCCCCCUAGUCCCCGGGAGAGCUACCGAGAGAACAAGCGAAAGCAGAAGCUGCCCCAGCAGCAGCAACAGAGCUUCCAGCAGCUGGUAUCAGCCAGGAAGGAGCAGAAGCAUGAAGAACGUCGGCAGCUGAAGCUUCAGCUGGAGGAUAUGCAGAAACAGCUCCGGCAACUACAGGAGAAGUUCUACCAAAUCUAUGACAGCACAGACUCCGAGAACGAUGAAGAUGGCAACCUCUCUGAGGACAGCAUGCAUUCAGGCAGUAUGGACCAGCGGGCUCAGGACUCAACUGCAGACCGGUCAGACAACGAGAUGUCUGACCUGGAUCCUGGGCAGUUUAUCGAUCGGGCACGUGCCCUCAUUAGAGAGCAAUCCAUGGCGGCUGAGAAUGAAAAGCCCAAAAGGGACAGCCAGAGAGGGAAGGCCCAAGGACCUCCCUCGAUGCAUGCAGAAGGCAAGCAGUUGGCUGAGACACUGAAGCAGGAGCUGAAUACAGCCAUGUCCCAGGUGGUAGACACUGUAGUAAAGGUUUUCUCCAAACCUCCUCGCCCGGUUCCUCAGGUCUUCCCACCCCUGCAAAUGCCUCGUGACCGGUUUGCAGUCAAUGGGGAGAACCCCAACUUCCAUACGGCCAACCAGCGGCUGCAGUGCUUUGGCGACGUGAUCAUUCCCAGCCCGCUUGACACCUUUGGCAACAUGCAGGUGCCUAGCUCCAAUGACCAGACGGAAGCACUGCCUCUGGUGGUGAGGAAGAACUCUGCAGACCAAACCCCUUCUGCUCCCAAUCCUGGAGGCCAUCAUCACCAUCCUUCCCUGCAUCCUUCCCCCCUCUCUGCUACAGUGGGAUUUAGCCCACCUUCAUUCCGCCAUCCCUUUCCCCUUCCUCUCAUGGGCUACCCAUUUCAGAACCCUUUAGGAACCCCCUCGGGUACGUAUCCAGGCAAAGAAAGGGCCUCUCCGGAGUCACUCGACUUGUCCAGGGAGACCACCAGCCUACGGACCAAGAUGUCAUCCAAUCACAUGAACCAUCGCUCUUGCUCGCCAACGCAUCCAGGCAGCACGACUGAAGGCCUGUCUCUGUCUCUCAUUAAGUCAGAGUGUGGAGACCUACAGGACAUGUCUGAGAUUUCACCUUAUUCAGGAAGUACAAUUCAGGAAGGACUUUCACCCAAUCACUUAAAAAAGGCGAAGCUGAUGUUCUUUUAUACCAGAUACCCUAGUUCCAACAUGCUGAAAAUGUUCUUCUCCGAUGUAAAGUUCAACAGGUGCAUCACUUCCCAGCUCAUCAAGUGGUUCAGCAACUUUCGAGAGUUCUACUACAUUCAGAUGGAGAAAUUUGCCAGGCAGGCUAUCAACGAUGGCGUCACAGGCUCAGAGGAACUGCAUGUCAGCAGGGACUGUGAGCUGUAUCGGGCCCUGAACAUGCACUACAACAAAGCAAAUGACUUUGAGCAGGUUCCGGAACGAUUCCUGGAAGUGGCUCAGAUCACGUUACGGGAGUUUUUCAAUGCCAUUGUUGCAGGCAAAGAUGUUGAUCCUUCCUGGAAGAAGGCCAUAUACAAGGUCAUCUGCAAGCUGGACAGUGAAGUCCCUGAGAUUUUCAAAUCUCCCAAUUGUCUGCAAGAGCUUCUGCAUGAGUAAAGAUUUCCAUUGCUUUUUUUUUCUUUUGAAUGUAUGAAGUAUGAAGUAGCAUUCCUGUUUUGAAACCCCAGCUAUUCUGGGAUGACCUAGCUGUUCCUUCUUUUUUUCCCCUCUCUCUUUCUUUCACGAAAGACUUCGAACCCAUUGGGUGUUUUGACUGUGUGACCCCACCUCCCUCUCCCCUCCCCUCAAUAAGGGGAUUACAGCUUUUUCCACAGCCUGAUGGCUCACUGUACUGUUAACCUAAUGUUCAUUAAUUUGGUCACUAUGAGGGGUUCUGUUUCUUCAACAGAAGUUUGAAGUGUGUGAAUGUUUUGCAAUAUAGGGCAUUACAUUAUAGGUUUAUAGAUUUGAUUAUUAUUAUUUAUUAAUGUUGAUGUUACUAUUGCCUGCUGCAGUUGACACAUAUGGUAAUUGUUUUGUCUUUUGACAACUUGACAAAAAUAUUAUUUAUUAUUAUCUGAAUAAUAGGGAAGUAGAAAUUCUCCAGAAUAUAAUAUUGAUUCAUACUUUUUGGAAUUGUGACAGCUUGCUUUGUCCAAUAUGACACUUAUAUUUGUUUUUUAAUGUUAUAUAUAUUUUAUAAGGCUUACAUCUUCUCUUGAUGUCUGUCUACUUCGGUAGGACAGACACCAGGGAAAACACGGGCCCUAUUCCUUUUCCUUUUUCCUUGAAAGAGCUACCUUGCCGUAGCUAAGCAACAUGGCCAAUUUAACACUGAAGCUAGCCAGUUUUGCACAAAAAAGAUGGAUGUGUUCCCACCAAGACUACUAUUGCUCAUGAUGGCUCAUACUCACAAAUACACACACCUCUAUGCACAAGCACAAAUAUAUUCUCUGUGUUUUAGCCAACUAUCUGCUGUCAGUUGUUAGUUUCCUCCUCUUUUUCCUAAAAGAAAUCCAGUUUUCCUUUUUUUUUUAAUUCAGAAAUUCUUAAUUCCAGUACUUUCACACGUAGUCAAUUGGUACAGUUUUAGAAAUAAUUUAAUUUCUUUUAAAAGUGUAUCUGAGUUAAAUUCUAAAUUACUGUUUACAUUACUAGUAAUAACAUUAGAGCAUAUUCACUGUUUGGCUAUUUAGAAAUUCAAAGCCAUUAUUUUAUUUUAUGGAUAAUUGAAACAUACUGUAUAUACAUACAGUAUACUUUUUAGUAUUGACCAGCGGUUCCCAGCCUGUUAUUUGCAAACCCCCGCUGAUCUGAGAAGCUACUCCAGGAGGUCCAAUGAAGAGAAAAAUGUGAUGUGGCAUCAGAUUUUAAGGCCAAAACUAUCAUCACUUGUUCCUAUCCGCAAAAUAGUACUGGCCAUCUCAUUAAGUUGCUCAGUAUAUUUACAUUCACACAUGCACUGCUAUGCUUUGCAUCUAUAUUUCUCAAGGUAAAAAUUUCAUCUGAUUUAAGAUAUGUACAUUAUAGACUUUUUCAUUUAUGGGCUAUUUUUGUCGUUUUCUGUGUAUAACAGUGUAAAAAACAACUAAUAGCACUUGGUGGUUAGUGAGAUUUUUGAAAAUUGCAAGAGGGUCAACACACUCAGAAAGGCUGGGAACUGCUGGCAUUGACCAUAAUGACCCCCCAAGAAGCAGAACAAUGAUAUGAACGUCUUGUAUGAGAAUUGUGGGUAUUGAGCAGUCAGGAAAGCCUGAAUUUUAAAAUAAUGCUAUUUUCAUGGUAAAAAUUAUACAAGAAAAUAAAUGUAAAUUAUUACCACGGCAAGUACUAUCACUACUACUAAGAAUAAGAUUUAGAAUCUUAACCAAGCCUAACUGUUGUAGAAAACAGUAUUCCUUCUUUAUGUCAGAACUCCAGUAUGUAUAGAAAGUGGUGAGUGCAUAUGAAGUUCUGUUUUGAUUUAGAUGUGCUUUUCACAUCUUCUCAGACUAGUCCAGCUAGAAGACUUUUCCAGUAUCUACACAAUUUGAGCUGGAUUGAAAACUACAUUUCACUAUUUAUGUCAGUGAAUAAUAAAGAAAAAAAAAAGUAUUGUAAAAAAGGCAAAUGCAACAAUGUUUUACUUGACUGUCUCAAUUAGAUUGUUUCUUGUUGUUUUGUUGUUGUCCUUAAACUCUGGAUGACUUUGAAGAGUGAAAGCUGGCCAUGUGAUCUCCAUAACCACUACAGUUUUGCAUUCAGAAAUACAGCUGAUGAAAUGAAAUGCAGGGCCGCAAUUAUUGUCAGCACAAUGCCUUAAAAACCUGCUGACUUUUAAAUUAAACAGCACAAUGCCUGUGAUGCCCUGUCAUUAUUUCCAAGCCCUGGCAGUAUCUGCAGACUUUGGACAAUAUAGACAAUAACAUGAAUGAAGUGCCAACGUUUUCACUAUGCAUAAAAAACGAAGCUAUCUUCUUAAUCUUAUCCUUCACUCCAGUGAGAUGUUAAAAUGAUUUUGCAUCAUGGCUUUUUUUUUCUUUCACAGAACAGUGGACAAACUAAAACUCAAUCUUUCACUUUUUUCAGUAAAAACAAAUAAUCGCAGUAUAUAGAGUGUACAACAACUAAACAAAGUGAACAGAAGAGCAGAAGAAGCUCCUAGUUCUAAACAAGAUGCUUAUUAAUCUUUCAAUGAUAAAUGCAUGUCACCAUAAUGCUAUCUAAUUUAAUUCAUAUUAGUAUAUCAAAUAAUCAAAUCGUUCUUGCUGUUAAUUCCAUUUCAUAUAAUGCUUCAUGACAUCUAUGGCACAAAGCCUGUCAGUGCUAUCUGGUUGUAUUUUAGGUUUUGACAUUUGUGCAGAAGCUUUAUUAGCUGUAAAAUAUUAGGAGGCUGGGUAAGAGCAGAGUUCUCUUCUGAGGGUGUGAGGAACAGAAACAGUUUCAAUUUUAAGGGAAAUUAAACUUCACCUUACUUGUACCUGUGCAUAAACUGGGCAUUUGCUUCUUUCAGAGCCAAAUUGCCUUUGUGCCUCUGUACAUGGGAUUUAUCUGACUAAGUUGCUUAGCCUUGACUUCUGCUAAAAUCAUGAUAUAAUGGCUAAAAUGACAAGAGGCAUAAUAAAUUCAAAGUUGCGAAAGAAUAAUUCUCAUACAGUACUUAGCUUUCACGUUUCCUACAAGUAUAUUUAUUUUAGCAUCUGAUCUUGGGGUAACAGCCUGUGCCUAGAACUUAAAAGCACCAGCGGAAGGAUUUAAAAUGCCUUCAAAAAGUCUUUAUUUUUCCUUUUAUUCCCCCAACAAGUUCAAUUGUUCUUGUGCCUUCUGUGGCUAACAACUUCAUUCAGUUUUUUUAAUUACUACUACAACUGCAAUAAACACAACAUCAAUGUUAUGUCCUUUUUUUGCUUUUUAACAUAAUGGUGAUAGCUAUGCAUAUACUGUGUCUUUUUAAAUAAAAAAUACAAAAAUACUAUGGCAAAGAACCUUUUUGAAAAGUAUAAAAAUUUUUAGAAACCAUUUGAUAAAGCAAAUUAUUUUUCCUUAAUUGUUUGAGCAGCAUUCGAGUUUUGAAAAUUCUUGUAGGAGCCACUUUUUUGUAACUGUUGUGCAAAAAUUGUGUUUUCUUAGCCUAUUGAAGAGUAGCAUAGAAGCAAUAUUUAUUGAUAUCUGUGUGUAUAUAUACAUAUAUACACGUGUGAAGUGAUUAAAAGACUUUUUCCACUUUAGAUUUAAUGCUGUUUUCUAUUUUAGAUUUAUUGCUUAUUACGUUUUGUGAAGAGGUUUGAUUUAUUUGCAUUUUUAUAUUGUAUUGAACAAAUGUGACAUAGAAAGCAAACAAAUGUCACAUUUAUUGGGAGUAUGUAAAGUCAUGCUAGGAUGUAUUUAAGAAGGGAACAGUUUUUCACCGGUGUUUUUGUUACUGCUAUGGUUUGUGCCUCAAAGUAUUAAUUGCUAUGGCUGAAAUCUGUAGCCAACUGUGGGUAAAAAGGCAACAAGAUGAAUAAAAAGGGGAUAUUUUGAAACCACUACAACUUCAUACAUUUUCAGCUCCUGCUUUCAGACUACUGUACUCUCCUUACUCUUAGGGGAUGUGGGCAAGGGAAAUUAAGUGAUGCAAUUAGGUUUUUUCAGUGCUCACAUAUACUGUAGUAACACUUAAGGGGUUAAUUCCAUCCACAUUGUUUGCCCAGUAUAGCAUAACUGUUUCUGUAUACCGUAAAAACUGCACAUGAUAAAAUGUAAGAUUUAUUAAAGAAAAUGGAAAUUCAAUUGAUUGACUGUGAGCACUGUGCCCCGUGUUGGCGGUUAAUCUAAUCUGCAACCUCGUAACGGGCAUCAGUAUCUCUCUCAUGUCUUCACAGUCAACAAGCAAAAGAGCGAUGUAUCACAGGUCACAUGAAAGCCACUUGCAACCUGCCACAACCUGUUUCUUGUUUCUGCACCUGGCCAUCACUGAAACUGGGUACCUUCUGUGAAAGCUUUUUAAUUUGUGUUGUCAUUAAAAGUAGCCUCCCUUAGAACUGGAAGAAGCAAUGAGACACUACUGUGUAUUGCACUUAAACGAUCAGCUGAGAUCAACUCAAUUGCAUUCUUUCACAGAAAUCUUGAUUGACGUCGCAUGCCUGCUGGUAAUUAGAUUUACAAUUCUUUUACUAAACUGUAUGUUUCUCUUGAAAUCCUGGAAUCUAGUGGUGAAGUGAUCCAAGAUGACUUUGCCUGAAUCUAGAUGAUUUUUUAAAAUGCUGUAAGUGAUAAUAUUUCUUUGAGGGGAGGAAGAAGAAAAAAAGAUCCAAUGGUUUUGGAUCAGUCAGUCCCCUUUUUGUGCUUUUACACAGUUGAAAUUUUACAGCAUUUGUGAAAAGAAAGAUGGUAUAUACUUUGAAAAAAAUACAUGAAGGUUUUUAAAAAAGCAUUAGGAGAAAUGAUUUCACUGACCCUGACUUGUAUGUAAAUAUUAACAGAAAGUGACAAAACACUGCCUUUAUAUUAUUUAGCAAUAUGUUGUAAAUAGCAUUAUUACGCUUAUUUUGUAUUAAAGAACUCUUAUUUGAUUCUAGUGCAGUAAUUCCAACUGACAAUGUCACAAUUUUAUAUAUAUAAAUAUAUAUAUAAUUUACACAUACAUAGCUAGCAAUUUUGAUUGUGGAUUUUUGUUGUUGUCAAUUUGUUAUGAGGAUUUUGCAUAAUUUAUUGGUUUAAUUUAUCCUAAUUUAUUUGAUGAAGGUGUACAAUUUUUUAUAACUAUGGAUGUACUGUAAUAUUAAUUGGUAGAAUCAAAUCAUAAGGAGCCCUUGCCGAAUAUUGAAAGAAAAAAAAAGUUCAAGUAGCCAAUGGAAUUUAAAAAAUUCCUUGUUUCAAGAGAAGCUUGGCAGCUACUAAAUUGAAGAAACAGAAAAAAAUCUAUAUUGUUUUUGUUUGGAAGAUUAAAAAUUAUUUUAUUUUGUGUGUUUUAAGCUUUUUGUAUACUCUGACUUUUACCUUUGCUUUGUACCACUUACAAGAUACAGUAGUUCAAUUGCCUUGUGUGCCUUCCAUCUUCUCUGAACUGAAUGUAUGUGCAGUAUAUAUGCAAGCUUGUGCAAAAUAAAAACAAAUUCCAAA